Gadus chalcogrammus (walleye pollock) is the source of this 2794-nucleotide messenger RNA. RefSeq names its product fibroblast growth factor 4 (gene fgf4). Gene Ontology annotation, molecular function: growth factor activity; fibroblast growth factor receptor binding. Gene Ontology annotation, biological process: regulation of cell migration; positive regulation of gene expression; positive regulation of cell population proliferation. The transcript has 4 exons. NCBI's taxonomy places the organism in Eukaryota, Metazoa, Chordata, Actinopteri, Gadiformes, Gadidae. The record is from RefSeq and is a predicted model, not a curated record. Bases 288 to 869 code for a protein of 193 amino acids. Gene Ontology annotation, cellular component: cytoplasm.
CGGUGGCCGGUACGUGAUGUAAUUUCGCCGCAGAUAUAAAUAAAGUCGACAAGCGAAGAGUGUCAUGACCGAAGUGGACUAGACUAGGAGACCAAUACCUCUCCACUAACCGUCGCUGCUGGAGUCGCUCUUUGACCUCCGUAAGAACUUCUGCUCUGUUGUCAUACUGGACACUCCACGCGCUCCCAGUGCGUCCUCCCAGUCGCUCCAUUCAGCGCAAAGGAAGGCACCGGUCGGAUAUUUUUAGCGCGCUAGACGUCCCUCCACCGACAGGCCAGUAGCUCAGGAUGGGCUCCCAGUCCGCCCUGCUGGCGGUACUGGUCCUGGGACUGGUCGCCAGCCUCGCACGGUGCGCCCCGUUCGUGUUCGCCGGGAGGGGAAACGGUACGGCGGAGCGCCGCUGGGAGACCCUGUACUCCCGGUCCCUGUCCCGGAACCCCGGGGAGAAGCGAGACACCAGCCGGGACAGUGACUACCUGCUGGGCAUCAAGCGGCUCCGGCGCCUCUACUGCAACGUGGGCAUCGGGUUCCACAUCCAGGUUCUUCCGGACGGCAGGAUCACGGGGGUGCACAACGAGAACCGCUACAGUCUUCUGGAGAUCUCCCCGACGGAGAGGGGGAUCGUCACUCUGUUCGGGAGACGCAGCGGGCUAUUCGUAGCGCUCAACAGCCGGGGGAAGCUGUACGGAUCCUCGCACUACAGCAAUGAGUGUAAGUUCCGCGAGACGCUGUUGGCCAACAACUACAACGCCUACGAGUCGGCGGUUCACCCGCGGAUGUUCAUCGGCCUGAGCAAGAGCGGCAAAACAAAAAGAGGAAACCGAGUGUCUCCCGCCAUGACCAUGACGCACUUCUUGCCAAGAAUCUGAGUGGUGUCAGAAAUAGACUGCCGCAGCCUUUGAGCAGGUUGGGAAGGAGAUGGGGAACUCUGCACUUUACCUGUCCUCGACACAUCCGAGUGGAUCCUAUCUUGAUAUUUUUACUUCGUAUUUUUUUUAUUUAUAGUUGAAUAUUUCCAUUUUGUUUACGGGAAACACGUGACGAUGUAGGCCUACUUGCGAAUGAACUAUGUGAUCGCAAGUGAACAAAAGUAUUUAUGUUUUGUUUAUACUAAUUUAUCAUUGGUCAGGAUGAUAUCAUAUUUGAAUAAUAGUUAUUUGCACUGGUGAAAAAUAAUAUUUCAGAAGAUUCAGAAGAUUUAUUUGUUGGAUGAGUAUUGCACUACAAAUAGUUGGUCACCAUUGUACCUUUUAGCUCUGCAGUCUUAAAGACAAAGUCAUACAAACCAACCGAAACAACAAUAGCCAAAGCAGCCCUCUGCGAUAGACCCACGGAGGGCCAGUGUUUGGGCAUCUAUGUUUGACGUCGUUCAGACGGGAUCACCUUACGGUUUUUGGGAGAGCAAGAGUAAUGAACGGAUCGGGGGGGGGGGGGGGAUCUCCAGCGAGCUGUUUUUAGCACUUCGAGAAGGCUGAACUCUGAACUCUUGAACUUUGCAGAAGACUGUCGGAAAAAAGUCAUAAAGUAUUCCUUGUUUGAUAUUGUACACCCCAAUAAGUUGCAUUUAAGAGAGGGGCCACAUAUCUUCUCUGUGGCCUUGUCUCUGGCCUCCUCUGUCUCAGCAGAACCACAGCCAUAGGCCAGUGGAUUAACGCGAUUCUGACCCGUUAUUUUUUCUAUAUCUUUUCUAUAAUAAACCCCAAAUGAUCUGUUUGGCUGCCUUGGUGAGAGGCCAUGCUGUACUGGUUGCGCCUUGUCACGUUCCAGCUAUCUUUACCCCAUUUACUUUUAGAAAGGAUAAUCAUGGCAGAAAUAUUUACAGACAGCUGUUGUGUACUGUACACUGAGGCCAGUAACCCUAUAUUUUUCUCUAUAUAUUAUGUAAAUAUAACCGCUAAGUAACUGAAGGUGGUGGUGUUCAUGUCAGAGCAGGGGGUAUGCGUAUAGCCGGGUCCGACUGAAUGUAGGGCAGAAGGGUUUGGCAAACUCUUCUAAAGGCCUACAUGGUGGUUGGUUGCUAAACUUUAAUCUUCUAAAUGGGAUCUAAGUUUCCACCGAUAGGAGGCCUGGACAUUGGCUUUCCUGGUUCGUUAUGCACACUUCAACCGACUUUGAUUGCAUUGAUUAAUUUUCCUAAAAUGGUUUGAAUAUCUGAUUAAGCAUUCCGUUUUAUGAUUGUAACCGACCAAUCGUGCUUUACGUAGUAGAAGUUACGAUAAAUGUAUCUUGAAUCAAAUUGAAACCUAAACCGUGAGGUCAGUAGGCUAUUUGCUGAAACUGCAAACAAGGUGAUAGAACGAGGAUUCUCCAGAAACCAACAACUUACAAAUGGAAACGUCUUUAACAGAAUGAACCCAUGGGCUUACACCAGUUGGAAAUUACCCACCAAACUGGUACAGUCGCUCAUCGGCUGAUCGAAGGUGUUCUCCGUUUAUACUGAUUGGCAUGACAGUGCAGAAUACAGGAUAUGGAAUCAAUUUUAGAUGUUCACUGUUCAAUCCUUCAGCAGAUCUACAGAAUAAGGAUGUACAUCCACCUCUUGACUAUAUUUGUGAUGGGCGAUAACUGUCACUUUGGGGUUAACUCUCUCUGAUUUGAUAUCUUUAGUUGUUUUACAGAUAUCAUGACCUACCUACUUAUGUAUACCAUUAUACUGGCAUUUUCCACAAUUCCACCUGGCUUUGUAGUUUCAUUUUCUAUUGUCCAAUGUCUAUUUGAGUUCUUGGUGGUUAUAACAAUUACCGAUGAUACUAUUUAAUACUGAAUCAAUAAAAUAACUUUGAAAACACUAUUA